GUCAGUCAUUACCUCGGACGGCACGCGCUUAAGUUCCUUAAGAUAUUGGAAUCUUUAUACUAACCGGAUUCGUAAUAAUUUUGAAGAAGUAUUAAGAGUCUAAAGAAUCUAAAUUCUCUGCGUCUACAGGAAAUUUUAAUCGAACAUGAUUAACAGUAUGUUGCCAUGGAUACUCGUGGUGGCUUUUGGAUUUUUGCCAGCUGAUGCAAGUCAUGUUGAACAGACUAAGACAAUGCAUACACCAAGUAACGGUGGACAAAACACAAAACAACCGCCUCUAUUUCCGGUUAUUCACAUGGACAUUAACAACCUAAAGCAACUUCCGGCUUUCGAUGAACCGAUCGACCAAAUACGAAAAAGGAUACACAAGUUUAUUGGAAAUCAGCUUGAAAAUUCCCCACUCCAUAAUCGUAGUCCUGCUUCUCUGAUGAAGAGCAACAACAUUCCACUACAAACUAACCCCAGCAACCACCGACUUCCGGUCGCUAAUCAUGCACCCGUUCCAGGGAAUAUUCGACCGCCAGCCGUCAUCAACUCGGCCUCUCAAUUCAUCCCUCACCAUCCUGAUGUACAACCACAGAACAGGCAACAGGUCAAUAACGCUGCACAAGCGGUCAAUCAUCCAGUCACCCGUAUGCCGCAAUUCAAUAACGGACCCAUUUUUCACCCACCGAUGAUUAUGACGCCAGCGAUGAGUGGAAAAAACCGCGUAAACCAACAUCUUGUAAUUCAGACCCCGCCACGACAACAACCCCGGCCGGUCCCUAACCAGCCAUCCCUCGUCAAUAUCCAGUCAAUUCCCCAAACGAUGAACCAGAUUCCCUACCACGCAUUCCAAGGUCAGGGCCAUGCUAUGCCGAUGUUGGGAUUGAAUACAAUUCAAAACCAACCCCUGCUGAUGUUCCAUAGGCCCAUCCUUGUGAACUCCAUUCCACAAAAUGUUCAAUUUAUCCAGGGCCCCAUCGCUAAUACACGAUCCUUAGUGAGACCUACCAACUUACAAGCUCCUACUGCACAAAACAAUCAGAUUUCUCUUCCACAGAUAGUGUUUGCUAACGGGGUGCUAAACCAAAUAGCUCCUGCACAGAACCCUGCUGCAGUGGCUUCUAAACCAAACAUGUUGUUUUCGACUGUCGCAAAAGUUGAUAAACCGCCACAGACUAUGAGCAAGGCUGGCGGAAGUAAUACAAAGAAACCCAUAGUUCCACAAGUAGUCGUUCACCAAUCAGGGAGCAGUUUCAAAGCACCAAAGGUUUUAGUGAAGAAAACGAACAACUUAAGUUCAAAGACAACGAACAAAAGUCCCGCCAAACAGUCCCGAGAUUCCAAAACAACGCCAAAUAAAAUUAAUCUAUCAACGGCACUUAAAAAGAAUAAUGCCUUAACUUCGGUGAACAAAUCUUUAGUGAAAUUGGUCCUGGACAAACUCAAGAUCACGACAAUGGACAUGCUCAAAGGGCGAUUAAACAACAGGGUUUCCGGAAAUGCGCAGUCAAAGGGCCCUUCACCAAGGAAAACAAUUGUUAACACUGACACGAGAAUUUCAAACUCUCCCAUACGCUUAGUGGGGAACACUGCAAGUAAUCGAGCUGUACUUAGCGGAUUUCCUGCAUCAUUGGAUCCAAAACGAGUCUCCGUUUCAUUCAAACCAUCUACAGGUGAGAAAGUAAUCUCCCCGAAACCUACGAAUAUUCCAAGAACGAUUGAAAUCGUGCAUCAGAAUUUAAAUCGAACGAUGCCAAAUAACAUGACGCUGGAGCCUUUCACAGCAACGACACAUAAAAAGAACGGGAAAAUGAGCAUUACGUUAACGUCUAAACAUACCGGCAAUCGUCCUAUCGUCAUCGAGGCAGCCACCGGCAAUAUCCUUGUAUCCCAUAUAAAAGGCCCGGAUGGAAAUGCACAGUUUGUCAUUCAGCAUGCACGUGAAACAACGACAAACCCUACAUCAUCUACCACGCCCGCAACGACGGAAGAAGUCGAAAUCGAGGCUGAGGAUAUCAUUACCACUACUUCUACAACAUCCAGUACUUCAACGACAGAACUGCCGACAACAGUUCCUGGGUCUAAUAUCGUGACGUCGACGAUACCCGACCACACGACUGGUUGACCUAACGGAGGGAAAUUCAAAUCGGUAAAAAUCCUCAAUAAUACUUUCUGUCUCCACAACUGCUUUGGAUGUCAAGAGACAAGAGAAUGCGUUGCUAUACGUGGCGACACACGAGUUCUCGUUUGAUACCGGUGAGGGCAAUGUUUCAGAGAUGAGCUGCCCGCGAAAUUCAAGUCUCAACAGAUUGUCGGAGCAGAGGCAAGGUUGGAUCGUGAAGAGCAGCUUCCACCAGCUGGACUCAUCCCAACAGAAGUUGAACAGUUACAAAAUCCAGACAUGAUUGAUACAUUUGAUUUCAUAACAUGUCCGUGUGUUUGUGUGUUGAUUUUUACUUUAAAUGAUUGCUUGUUGUUAAUGAA
Molecule: messenger RNA, 2469 nt
Organism: Ostrea edulis (European flat oyster)
Lineage: Eukaryota; Metazoa; Mollusca; Bivalvia; Ostreida; Ostreidae
Product: probable serine/threonine-protein kinase nek3
Exons: 2
Coding region: 146-2110 (654 amino acids)
Source: RefSeq, a predicted model, not a curated record